This is a messenger RNA of Closterium sp. Yama58-4, 1491 nucleotides long. The record is from the annotation of a GenBank genome assembly. Lineage: Eukaryota; Viridiplantae; Streptophyta; Zygnematophyceae; Desmidiales; Closteriaceae.
AUGGCGCUGUUUGCUGGCGACAGCAGCCGCAGGGAGAUGGUUCUGACGGGCAAGGAGAGCCGGCGCUACGAGCAGGACAUUAAGCGGAUCGCUGCUCAAUUCCGAUUGCACAGUCGCCUGUACAACAAGUCCCUCGUACUCAGCAAGGACCCUCUGCCACACUACCGCCCAGAGCUUGAUUCCCGCCGGCCGCAGCGACAGAGUGGAGGCGGAUGCAAGGGCAGGCGGGUGAAGUGCUCUAUUGGUCUCCCUCCUUCUCAUCUCACGUGUGGGGCUGAUUAUUUCCGUGUUGCUUCUCCUCCUUCUCUCCACUCGUCGCUGCAGCUGAUCUUGAUUGUUCGCCUCUUCUCCUCCUCUUCUCCUCCCCACUCUCCCGUGCAGCUUAGUUUCCCCCCGGAGGUUCUUGAGGCGAUUGACAAAGUGGUGGCAGAUGUAAGGGCCAAGCGGGAGAGAGAGGAGAGGUUGAGGGAAGAGAGGGAAAGUGAAGAGAGGGAGAGGGAAGCGAAGGAGAGGGAGGAGAGUAAAGCUGCUUUUGCUGCUGGUAGUGUUGGUGGAGAGAAGCGGGGCUUGUCAGGGCGAGGGCUGACGGGGUUGCAAGGGGAGAAGGGGGAGGAGGAGGGGGGGGGGAGGAGGAGGAGGAUGGGGGGGGAGGAAGAAGAGGGGCAGGAAGAAGAGGCGGGGGCGGUUCGUGGUGGAGCGAGGGAGGAAGUGGAGGAGGUGGAGGAGAGGAAGAGAUGGCAGUUGUGGAGGAUCAGUGAGAGUUUGAAGCGAAGACAGCAACAAUGGCAGGCAUCACCGGAAGGGGCAUCCAUGCUGACGUUGAGGCAGAGCCUGCCCGCAUGGAAGGAGCGAGAGCGGCUGCUGCAGGCCGUGCGAAAUAAUCAGGUGGUGGUGGUGUCGGGUGAAACGGGGUGUGGCAAGACCACUCAGCUGCCGCAGUAUCUGCUGGAAGAUGCAGUGGAGUCGGGGGAGGGAGCACAGAGCUCCAUCAUUUGCACUCAGCCCCGGCGAAUAUCGGCAGUGGCGGUGGCAGAGAGGGUGGCUGCUGAACGAGGGGAGAGCAUUGGGCAGUCGGUGGGGUACCAGGUGCGCUUGGAAGCACGCAGAAGCCGGGCCACGCACCUGCUGUUCUGCACCACGGGCGUGCUGCUGAGACGCCUGGCGUCCGACCCUCUGCUGACGGGCGUGACACAUAUUGUGGUGGACGAGAUCCACGAGCGAGGAAUGAACGAAGAUUUCCUCCUCAUUGUCUUGAGAGACCUACUCCCGCGCCGUCCCGAUCUGAAGCUGGUGCUCAUGAGCGCCACGCUCAAUGCGGACCUCUUCUCGCAGUACUUCAGUGGCGCGCCCACCCUGCACAUCCCGGGAUUCACCUACCCUGUGCGCUCCUACUUCCUGGAAGACGUAUUGGAGCUUACAGGUCAUGAAGUUACUCUCUAUAACCAGGUGACAUUGUCAAGUAUACCUCUUCCUUCUCCGAAUAAACCCUAA